AUGGGAGGAAAUGCGAGUAUAUCUUUUCUUGUUUUGAUAGUGAUCUUUCAAGUGUGUAACGCCGAGGUGUAUAAAGUCGGGGAUGCCGCCGGUUGGACGACUAUCUGUUCACCCGACUACAAAGCUUGGGCGGCCUCGAAAAAAUUUAAAGUUGGCGACUCUCUGUUGACGCCUAAGAACUACGACGCUUGCAAUGCAUCGGGGGCUAGUCAAACAUGGGUUAGCGGCAAUGACACACUGGCCAUUACCAAGCCCGGGAAAUAUUACUUCAUAUGUGGUACGCCCGGACACUGCCAAAAGGGUCAAAAGGUCGCAAUAACGGUGGCCUAA
This is a messenger RNA of Andrographis paniculata, 330 nucleotides long. Its product is annotated as mavicyanin-like. NCBI's taxonomy places the organism in Eukaryota, Viridiplantae, Streptophyta, Magnoliopsida, Lamiales, Acanthaceae. The coding region runs from base 1 to 330 and encodes 109 amino acids. The record is from RefSeq and is a predicted model, not a curated record. Gene Ontology annotation, cellular component: plasma membrane. Gene Ontology annotation, molecular function: electron transfer activity. The transcript is spliced from 2 exons.